AUGACUGGCGUGUCCUUUGGCCCAACUACAAUCCUCGGUGGAUCCACCCCUGCUCCGGUGCCUAGAGCCGCUGCUCCUGCUUUUGGGGCCCCAGCCGCUCCUCCGGCAAGCGGAUUCAAUUUUGGAGGAGCUACUGCUGGCACUCCAGCUCCGACCCCUGGAGCAUUCAGCUUAGGAGGAUCGGCUACUACUCCGGCUCCAUCGGCUUUUGGAUCCCCAACGCCGGCUCCAGGUGGAAUGUUUGGGGCACCCGCUCCUGGAACUGCAUCGGCAUUUGGCUUUGGAGGAACGUCGUCCACUACGGGUGGCAGUCUCUUUGGUGCCCCGGCGCCACCUCCUGGUGGAAGCAUCUUUGGAGCGCCAGCACCAGCUCCCGGUGGAUCACUCUUUGGAAAUUCCAUGGGAGGUUCCAUCUUUGGAUCCCCGGCUCCCUCUGCCUUUGGCGGAUUUGGAGCCACCGCGCAACAACAACAACAACAACUGCAGCAACCACAACAGCCACAAGUCCCCGCACAGGCGGCUCUUCAGGCACACAUGGAAGCUAUGAAUGCUGCCGAAACACAAAAAAUAAAGGCAGAAUUGUCAAAAUUGUAUGCAAUCUACACAGCAGAAGUCACCCCCAGUACUCCCUCGGAUGCCAAAAAGAAUUUUGUCUCCAUUGUGUACAAUGACCUCGACCAAAAUCAACGUCAACAACAGUGGCUUUAUGGUACCAGCGCUGGUGGGGAAAUCUUGCCCGUUGCGCCACCCAAACCACCACAAGUCUCAGAAGCAGAUUGGUACAAGGCCGUGGUGGAAAAUCCCGAUCCAAGGAACUACAUGCCCAUUGCCUUGAUCGGAGCAGAAUCAUUGGGUGCACGAUUGUCAUGGCAACAAGAACGAGCCAAUGAGUUGACCAAGAAUGCCGAAACAAUCCAGUCUAGUCAUGAAAUGUCAAGGGAACUGUACCAUCAAGCAUACCGAAAGCUGGAAGAAAUCAAACGGGCUCAUGACAAUCAUCGCAAACGUCUCUUGAAUAUUAUGCGAAAGGUGGAAAUGGUUCGAUGCAUGAACCAACCACUCCAACAGGAUGAAGUCAAUUUGAUGGGGCAAUUACGUCAAGUCAAUAUGAAAGUGAGAGAUGUGCAACGACAACUGGGUGAUUUGCACAUGCAGGCGCAAAAACCGCCACCCAGUCUCGUCGAUGCCAAUGUCAAGGUGGAGAUUCCUGAUCGGGAACGACUCUCACAGAUUUUCACCCAUCACGCAGAGCAACUCCAGAAACUCAACACAGCCAUGAAGAAGGAUCUACGACAUGUGGAACUCAUCAAACAGCGAGUACUGCCAAAGGAUGGCAUGGGUGUGGUGGGUCCUACUGGUUUUCGUUAG
Seminavis robusta is the source of this 1368-nucleotide messenger RNA. Lineage: Eukaryota; Bacillariophyta; Bacillariophyceae; Naviculales; Naviculaceae. The record is from the annotation of a GenBank genome assembly.